AUGUCAACCGACAUCAACUACAACGACCCCUUAUCAGGAAAUACCAUCGAUAACUUGAUAGACCAAACCCUUUACUCGAAAGGCAUACAGACCAUCCUCCGUCACGAGACACCCUUGAUGAAGGUGUACGGCAUCAAAUUCGACUUUUCUCACCCAGAGGCCGAUCGCGACUACAUCGACAGCCCAUAUCAGUCACUCUUCAUAGCUGUCAAAGCAGCCUUGGCACUUGCGAAUACAGAUGCCUUCACUCAAGUGUUCUCCCUAUGUGGAAUCCAUGAGGAACACUGCAGAGGCCCGUUUCCCCCAAUCGAGAAGGUCAUGGUGGAGAAUCGCUCGUCGGUCUACCAUUUUCAUGCCCGUGGGAACCUCUCCCAUCGAUUAGUUAUUGUUCCGGAGAUACUCUUGGAUGGAGUGUUUGCAGAAUCAUAUGACAUUGAUACACAGAGACAGCAGAGCCUUGAAUGA
This is a messenger RNA of Aspergillus piperis CBS 112811, 465 nucleotides long. RefSeq lists its product as uncharacterized. NCBI's taxonomy places the organism in Eukaryota, Fungi, Ascomycota, Eurotiomycetes, Eurotiales, Aspergillaceae. Bases 1 to 465 code for a protein of 154 amino acids. The transcript has 2 exons. The record is from RefSeq and is a predicted model, not a curated record.